Lodderomyces parapsilosis is the source of this 828-nucleotide messenger RNA. RefSeq lists its product as uncharacterized. NCBI's taxonomy places the organism in Eukaryota, Fungi, Ascomycota, Pichiomycetes, Serinales, Debaryomycetaceae. The record is from RefSeq and is a predicted model, not a curated record. Bases 1 to 828 code for a protein of 275 amino acids. The transcript has a single exon.
AUGGCACGAUCAAAAAGACUCACGUUACAUCAAAUAUACAGUGAUGAUGUACCACCGUUAGCUGAUUCGACAUGGCAACAACUACCUAAACCCAAGCACAAAUCACAGAGGCAAUUGAAGGCAAAAGCACACAAUGCAAUAGAAGUGUUUAGAGGUAAACAUGCUGGGUUAAUGGAAGAGCGACCCGUAAGGGCCAUGCCAAUGUCACAAAUCGAGAAUCCCACAAUACCAUCAGUGCAAACAAUUGACCAUCCUGUAGUACCAUCCCCGACUCCAGUGGCGACACUUCGAGCAACCAGGCUUCCGACUAUAAGAACUCUAUUGAGCAAAGUCGGUGAAACUCAUCCAAUAACCACAGCUCAAAGUGUGUUUGAUAUGUGCAGCUUCUACAACAAGCCUUACUCUUUGGUUUCUGAAUUCAAAGGAUACAUUCCAGGCAAUCAGCAGUUGAGUAGAUCGCAAUUCAAAAGCGUUUUUGAGGCGCAACAUUGUAUUGCCGAACAGACCUAUCCAAGUGAAGACGUGAAAAAGGUUGCGAUUGAGUCCUUGCUCAAUAGCGAAGGGGAGAUAAGUCCAAUAGAUCAUGCACUUACGUAUUUACGAGAAGCUACUGAUAUCGUUUGUGAGAGUUUUGGUGCACAGUAUGAUCCGCCGAAUAACUAUGAACAGAGCUAUCGAAGCGACAGUGCCCAGAGCAAUACCCAAAGACGCCAAUUGCCCGUGAGUCAUCACCAUCAUAGAACGACGGCCAGAGAAACACGGCAUCCUGACGCCGUAUUUGAUGCAAUGGAUUUGCUUCAUUGUGAAAAACCACUCUACUUGCAUUAA